AUGUCCGUAGCUUCCAUCACUAAUCCCUAUCUCUGUUCAUCUCCUCUUCCAAGAUCAAAGCACGGCAGACAGAACCCAUUUCUGUCCCAUGCCAAGUUCAUAACCCUUUCCGAUUCCUUUGCCAAAGCCAGGGGGAACCAGCAGUUGACAAAUUGCGCGGCUUUCGUGGUUAGGGCUUCUUUAUCAGAAACAGAAUCCGAGCCAUCGAAGUCGGAGGGGGGCGAGGGGGAAGAAGAUGAUGAGAAGUAUGAGGAGUAUGAGGUUGAGAUUGAGAAGCCUUAUGGGUUGAGAUUUACAAAGGGAAGGGAUGGAUCCACUUACAUUGAUGCCAUAGCUCCGGGAAGCUUUGCAGACAAGACUGGCAAGUUUGCUGUGGGAGACAAAGUCAUUGCCACUAGUGCUGUGUUUGGUGAAGAAAUAUGGCCAGCUGCUGAGUAUGGGCGUACAAUGUAUACAAUCCGGCAAAGAAUUGGACCCUUGCUCAUGAAAAUGCAGAAACGAUAUGGAAAGCCUAUCGAUAAUACUGAACUUACCGAGAAAGAGAUCAUUAGAGCUGAAAGAAAUGCAGGGUUUAUAAGCAACAGAGUUAGGGAAAUUCAGAUUCAAAACUAUAUGAGAAAAAAGGAACAGAAGGAACAGAGGGAGAAUGAUCUUCGCGAAGGACUUUCCCUCUACAAGGCUGAUAAAUAUGAAGAAGCUCUGGAGAAAUUUGAAUCAGUAUUAGGAUCAAAACCAGAGCCGGAUGAAGCCUCAGUUGCAAACUACAAUGUGGCAUGCUGCUAUUCAAAGCUUAAUCAGGUAAAUGCUGGACUUUCUGCAUUAGAAGAUGCCUUGAAAGCAGGAUAUGAAAAUUUCAAGCGAAUUCGCAGCGAUCCAGACUUAGCCAAUGUUAGAGCAUCAGAAGAAUUUGAGGCCCUUAUGAAGAAGUAUGAUGAGUCUUUCAUAAACGAGAAUGCCAUCAAUGCAAUCAAAUCCCUUUUCGGCAUAUUCAACAAGAAAUGAUUAUCAAUCAUACUGAAGAGGCCAACAAAUCAGGCUUUUUUGCCAUUGUUUCUUAACUUCGAUCACCAUGUGGUAAGAAAAAGAUACCUCAAAUACCAGAACUUGCUUCUGUGUAUAGUUUUUAUUUUUUUCUGGGAGGGUUUGAAGAGAUAUAAUCAUAUAGGUUUUAGUAGAGCCAUUCAUAUCUCAAAUUUUAUGUC
Molecule: messenger RNA, 1202 nt
Organism: Dendrobium catenatum
Lineage: Eukaryota; Viridiplantae; Streptophyta; Magnoliopsida; Asparagales; Orchidaceae
Product: protein MET1, chloroplastic
Exons: 7
Coding region: 1-1002 (333 amino acids)
Molecular function (GO): protein binding
Source: RefSeq, a predicted model, not a curated record